Sycon ciliatum is the source of this 3531-nucleotide messenger RNA. RefSeq lists its product as uncharacterized. The record is from RefSeq and is a predicted model, not a curated record. The transcript is spliced from 5 exons. The coding region runs from base 393 to 2141 and encodes 582 amino acids. NCBI's taxonomy places the organism in Eukaryota, Metazoa, Porifera, Calcarea, Leucosolenida, Sycettidae.
CUGCGUGUGUUGCAAGAGACAUUUCGGUAAAUCGGUCCGGAGUAAAACCAGUUAACCGUGCAGACCAGAUCAGGUGCAGGUGCUUCGGCGGAAGCUUCUGUGAGCAACAGGAAUCGUGAACCAUGGUGAACUGCCAAGAAACUCACUUCAGUCUAAUCAAGAACUAACUUAUUCGGCUCAGGGUGGAUCUUGUUGAUAGAAGAGAGUCACUUUCAUUUUCUAGUGUUAGCCAUUGCGACACUCUGUUGGCAGCCAUCAGGAGAAGAGGAUUGGCCAGCUGAGAGCUCCUCGCUGUGCGAGUCGCAAGCGAGGGGGAGCGGAGGCUGUCGAUCCAAGGGGCGCCUUGAGCGACGCGAAUUUCUCCGUGACCGAGAGGAAAUCUUGGAGGGAGAAUGCAUCGUUGCUAUGGCUUGCCAGCCUUGGCCGCCAUUGCUCUUAUGUUGCUAUUGGCAACAUGCUCUGUCAGUGGCGAGGGCUUAGCAGAAGCUGGCAGGGAAUGUCUCCGCUGUAGCCGCGACGCAAAAUGCACGCUGAUGAGGAACGGACGGAUGGCGUGUAUCUGCGAAACCCAGUUCACAGGAAAUGGAACAUACUGUGAACGAUUCAUUGGUAUGUCCGAAAGCAGUAAGGGAAUCCUCCUCGGCGUAGGAAUCUACCUUGGUCUGGCCAUCUUCGUCACCUUCAUGUGUGUAGGCUUCCACUGCAGCAGAAGGCCACGUGGUGAACGCUUCCGUCUGUGCCCCUCGUAUAGCCAGUUUGGCAUGUCGGACGCACGUCACGGCACCUGUCCGCAGCGAGUACGUCGCCAGAUGAAGCGCGCCUUUACUCUGACUAGCAGCAUUGGUGGCAUGGUCUCGGGUGACAGCAUGGCCAAGGUGGCGGAGCGUGACCUCAAAAGUGUCUGGGCCAAAGACAAGGGCAGCAUGGCUAAACCGGCUGGCUUGUCGUCCGGCCUGUCGGACAUUCUCUCCACGUCCGGCCCGGACACCAGUGCGCCGAGGAUCGGCUCGUUCCGUUCGGCCAACCGACAGGCGACUGAUCAGCCGUCCAGCGACAGCGCGCUGACCAGCAGCACGGGCAAGCGCAGUCGAACACGCUCCAUGCACGCAGGCCUGACGGAGAUGGGUAACGGCCCCGGGCACAAGGAGCGCAGCAUGCCGACGUCGAAGAUGGUCUCCAGUAACAACAGUGCGUCCGCUAUCGGCAAGCAGCACGGCGGGCACAAUGGCAGCAACAGCCUACUGAAACGCACCGCCAGCCAGAUGGGGAAGAUGGCGCUGGAAACCUACUCGGUGUUCGACGACGACAUUCCGCUGCUCCAGUCCAAAGCACACGCGCACAUCUUUGCGUUUCCCGAAGGCGCUUUCAGCACUUCUGCGCCCAGCACGCGGAGGAACAAGCGUCCGACCAACACGACGACAAUUGAAUUCCACAGCCCCAGCGAUUCCGAAAAGAGCCUACCUUCACCAACCGUCGAGAUCAGGACCGGAUCCGCCAAGUCACCAAAAUCACCUACUCCCUUCGUGACGGCACUCGCGGAGCAGGAUGAAGAAGUAAGUCCCGAAGAUUCGAGCCAGGAGCAGACAACAGAGAGCGACGAGCAACUUGAUUCUAGCUCUGACUCCACCGGCCGCAGUAGCUCAGAGCCGCUCACGGACGAUAUCGAAGCCAACAUUAGUCGAAAGAGUGUGGAGAGUGAACUGUCCUGCGAUGAGAACGGUGCGCAUCGCAACAGCGCCGAGUGCCUGAUCGGUAACAUGGGCUUGCCGAGACACUCCACCGACACUGUAUGUACUGAUGGGAUGCUGGACGCGUUCAACGACUUUGGCCUGGACAGCCUGGAGGAAGACCUGAAGCGACUGCGACAGGACACACACGACGUAGCAGGCAACCCGUCCACAGAGACUACAGCUGGUGGUGGUGGCGAAGAGCCGCGCGGCGGUGCGCAUGCGGCCAUACGCAGGCGCGCUGAGGCACGGGCUGCGGCCGCUGCUGCUGCCGCUGCUGCCGCCGAAGGGGAGCGGACUCCCGUGUCCAAGUCGAAAUCGUUCAAGUCGCACACACCGACGCUCCUGAAAAGCGGCAAUAAGCACGGCCAUCGAUCGAAAGCCAACGCGGGCAAGAAGGACAUUAAGGAGUGAGUGAUGGCUGGCGGCCGCGUGUAACUAGGUGAUGACCUGGCGUGUGUCAAUCACCAUAGCUAAGUUACAGUGGUACGCUAGGGUGCUCCCACAGUCGAUGCUGGCGCACACAGUCAACGUGAUCGCUCUCUCUCUCUCUCUCUCUCUCUCUCUCUCUCUCUCUCUCUCUCUCUCUCUCUCUCUCUCUCUCUCUCGCUUGUGUGUUUUUCCAUUUCAAGUUUGCGUUCCUGUCUGUCGAUUUUCUCGUUUGUGCGUUUGUCUGUCCAUUUGCCUGUUCAUGGGCUCGUCCAUCCAUUUGCCAAUGUGUACAACGUUACUAAUCUGUCCAUUUUCCCAUUUGUAUACUCGUCUGUCUUUGCCUUCCAAUCUAUUCUCCGUAAUCAGAAAUAUAUAUUUUUCUACCUUGCUUUUUUGGCUCAUUUGGUCAUGCAUCCCGUGUUUUCCAACUCCAACGUCGUAUCGACAUCUUUGUCAACUUCUCCAUUAUGCUUAUUCGCGUGCAAUGCCCUACCCUGCCCCCUCCCCCUCACCCUCCUACCCGCGCUGUGUCCCGUACACCUGAUUUGCACUUGUAGCACUCGCUCUCUUAUGCUGUCCUACUAACGUCACUACGGAAGGCAGGCUCACGGAUACGAGCAGUUGCUGUUUUUUCUUCUUCUUCUUCUGGUGCUUCUGUCCUCGUGGGGCAUCACCAGUUUGCUGCCUAUCCUAUGCAGUGUGCCCUUUAUUUAUUUAUUUUUUUACUACUGGCAAGCCUAACCCACCGGCGUAUCAUUUGAAACCUUUUUCUGUAGCCCCGUAUAACCCCACAGUGGUGUUUGCCGCAGUCGUUCAUGCGCGCCCGUUUAUGGCACUCGUCCGUGCGUGCCAGUUUAAGGCACUCGUUCAUGCGCGCCCGUUUAAGGCACUCAUUCAUGUGCCCGUUUAAGGCACUCGUUCAUGCGCCCGUUUAACACACUCGUGCAUGCACUGGCAACGCCGCACAAACCUGUCCGUGCUCGCUGCUUAUGCGCCGCGUCCUCACCAUGGAGACCUCGCGUCGAACGUUUGCAAAGCGCACUGCUCUUGCCACCGCUAUUAUGCUAUCCCGCUUCCUGGAGAGUCGCACGGCAGUGUGGCGUCUGGCGGCGUCGCUUCUAUUCUCCAUGCAUUGCGGCGACUGAUGUGUACCACUGUCAAUCGUGUGUUCUUUUCCUAUCUUUUGCUUACAUCUUUUGCUUACAAUCUUUCAGACCUUCUCAUUAUUGUAUGGUGAACAUGCAGAACUUGACAACGGCUACAAAUGGUGCCCGAACUCACUGCAUGGAAUCGUUGAUAUUACCGCUCUUUCUUUUUUCUAUUUUUUGUAUGUCUGCUUGCGAUACGAUAUAACUUGCUCCGAUUAAUUUCA